This is a messenger RNA of Zasmidium cellare ATCC 36951, 531 nucleotides long. RefSeq lists its product as uncharacterized. Bases 1 to 531 code for a protein of 176 amino acids. Lineage: Eukaryota; Fungi; Ascomycota; Dothideomycetes; Mycosphaerellales; Mycosphaerellaceae. The record is from RefSeq and is a predicted model, not a curated record. The transcript has 2 exons.
AUGGCGGCAGAACAGACAUCACCCUUACUCACCCUCCCAGCGGAACUCCGCAACCGCAUCUGGCACGAACUCUUCGCACCCCCAACCAGAGAAAUCUUCCACCUCACAAACGGCCACAUGGAACCCGCCCUCCUCAGCGUAAACCACCAACUCCGCACCGAAUGCGCCGGCAUCUUCUACGCCAACACCACCCUCCACUUCACCGACCCCCAAAUCUGCAUCCGUCGCCUCACCUCCCUCUCCCCGAAAAACGUCGAACUGAUUCCGGAAAUGCGCUUCGAUACCAGCGAGACGUGCGUGAAGGCGACGAGCUGGCGCACGGCGUUUAGGGAGUUGCCUGGAUUGGAUGAGGAUACGAAGUUGGAGAGUUUGAGGGACGAGUUGGCGAAGAGGGGGAUGAGGUUGGGGGUGGGGAUUUUGAGGGCGAGGCUUGUGGUGGGGUGUACGCCGAGUUGGACGAGUGAUCCGCUUGCGGCGGCGUUGGAUGCUGUUAAGAGUGGUUUCAUGGUCGGCAGGAUGAUGUUCAUUUAA